Messenger RNA from Funneliformis geosporum, 450 nucleotides. The record is from the annotation of a GenBank genome assembly. Lineage: Eukaryota; Fungi; Glomeromycota; Glomeromycetes; Glomerales; Glomeraceae.
AUGGUGGAGAACAUUGAUGACAGCAACUUAAUUACAAGCAACCUUGGUGAGCUAUACGAUAACACAAAACAUGUGGAAAAUAGUAAAGCACUAAGUGGAUAUCGUGAUUGGAUUACGUAUUUCAAAAAUGUAGUACGAAAGGAGUUAGACGCUGAUUGGUUCAAAGUGCAGUGUGCUGUUUACAAGAAAGUUAGGGGAGGCAAGGUAAACUACGCCGAUUCGGAAUUAAAAUAUAUUUCAAAGUUGAAAGAGGGUUUAAGAGGGGUUAAUAUGACACUCAAAGACUUCGAACUGUUGAUAUUAUUGAAAGUUCGAAGCAAUCAGGAGUUUCAUGGGAAUGAAACUCAGGAACAUGCAAAACAAAGACUUCAGAUAUUUCCUGAAGAAAUCGGUUUCUUUAAAGAACCAUUACUAAAACUCUUUAACGCUCUUGAAAUUUGGAACAUAUAA